UUGUUUUUAUUUUUGUAUGUGAUAGUCUUGUUUUGACUGUUUGGACUGCACAAACUGCAGAUGCAUUUUUUGCCUAUCUGUUCAUAUCUUAUAUGGACUAAAGUUGCCACUUUAGAAAGAAAAUAAGCUGCUCGACGAUAUGGUCAUGGAUGGGCUCGUUAAUGUUGGCUUGAUAUUAUGUCGGAACUUACUGUAAUUAUUGACAGAAAGUAUUGCUGAUGCUUCACAAGAAGUCAUGAGAUACGGGUCGAAACGGUUCGAUUCGAAACGGUACUAGUCGAAACGGUACGGAUCGAAACGGUUCGAUUAUUGUUCGAGUCAAUAAUUACAGAUUAAUGAUAUUAACGAGUCAAUAAUGACAGACUAAGGUACGGGACGAAACGGUUCGAUCCAAAACGGUUCGCGUCGAAACGGUACUGGUCGAAACGCGGUUCGAUUCGAAACGGUUCCCGUCGAAAUGGUUCGAGUCGAAACGAUACUAGUCGAAACGUUACGGGUCAAAACGGUACGGAACUCGUUCCCACCCGAAACUCGCUCGUGCGGAAAUAAAUCAAAGUGCUGGUGUUAGCUUAUGAAAGCUCAUCAGCCUACUAAAAAGCCACCACCGGUUAGCUUGAUUUUUGCUUCAUGUUUUUGGAAAAAUUAUCUUAUAUGUAAUACGGAUAUCUGAAAUGCUUAGAUCUUUUAGAUUCAGUAUUAUCUAUCCUAUACAAACCCAAAAUUAUUGGUGAAGAACAUUAUUAAGGAACUCCAAAUAUGAAAUUUUAUGGUAAAGCUAUACAGUUUAACCGGGUGGGCAAUCAUUAACAUUUAUUUACCAGCAUUUAGCCUAAAAUAACAAUUAAUGACCUGUUUGACCUUAAUCGUCCAAAAUCAAAUCUAGUUGUCUCGCGCCCACAACAAAGCCCGACUGUGGCGGUGCUGAUGCCAUCCGCGCGGCCACGGUGGCAAGGCCACGCCCCCUUUACCACUGCAUAACACACAACCUUAGUAUAUAUAUAUAUAUAUAGGAAUUCGCUAGCUUAGUUAUAUAAACCUAGUUGUUAACUACCCACACGCUAAGUUUGGCCUUCACGUAGUCACCCUUUUGCCUAGGGGUGCUAAACGGGUCAUGUUCAUGGGUUGGCGGGUUCAACCCGAUCCAAACCCAAAAAUUGUAGACGAACCCAAACCCGACCUGGACCCGAACCCGAAAAUCGUAUCAUACGAACCCGAACCCGACCCGAAUAUUUGCAUGUCGACCUGAACCCGGCCCGUUCAAACCGAAUAUUUUUUUUUUAUUUUUUCGGCAAUCUAAUAUAUUAACAUCUACUAAAAAAAACACAAAUUUAAGUACUAAAAAACCAAAUAUUUUUUUAUUUUUUUCAGCAAUCUAAUAUAUCAAAAUUAACCCCUACUUUUGCCCACUUCCUAAUAAAAUAAAAAAAAAUCCCUCCUAAUGUACAUUUCCCCCAAUUUCAAACCAGAGAAUCGUAUCUUCAUGCUUCAAAAAUAGGGGCACUUUCAAAUAAAAUAAAAAAUUUUAAAUCCUAAUUGUUCCCUAAACCGCCCCCGCCUCUUCUCCCCUGCUGAUCCAUAAACCGCCCCUGCAUCUACUCCUUUAUCGGCUUCAGUUCUCCGAUUCACUUUGUAAUCCAUCAAAGUUUGCUACACGGCCGGUCACACUUCCACUAUUAUCCUUUAGUUCUCCAAAUCACUUCGUCUAAUGGCAAAGAAAAGCAAACAAAGUCAAAGCGUACAAAGACAAGACAACGAGUAUUUGAUAGCUAGGGACUUGAGGGUUCAAGAAAACAAUAGAAAAAUGCAAGAAUUGGGAUUGAAGACCAUUGCAAAUUCUUUGACAAGCUUAACAGGAAGUCAAAAGAUGAAGAACAAGAAAGUGAAACCAACAUACCAUAAUGCGAGAGACGAAGACUAUAACCCUGGUUAUAGUGAUGAUAAUGAGGAAGAAUACUCUGAAGUUAAUACAAAUGUUGAAGCAUCUAAAAAGCAACAUCGUCCACGAUAUAUUGCACCAAUGUCCUUGAAUAAAAUUGCUAAAUUAGCAAAGCAACAUCGAGUGAUCGCCCCAAAAGUCUCGGAUUCAAACACAAUGAAAGCCAAUCAUUCUAAAGCAACACUUAGCAUGGGUGAAUUAAUUUCAAGUAAUAAAGGGACAAAGCAAAGGGCAUUCACACAAAAUUUGGAAAAGCCCGCUUGUAUUAAACACGGAUUAAAGAAACGUUUGGUUCUGGUUGAUAAAAUAUGGGAGUAUGUCUUGGAAAAAUACGACGUACCCUAUGCUGCUAAAACAUGGGUUUUAAAGACUAUUGGAAACGACUACAAGGUACACAAAUGUAGGUUCAAGAAAAAACACUUCUAUCGAUAUAAGGACAACAAAACAAGAUUGAUGAACCGACCUAAAAACAUUUCGGCUGAUGAUUUCUCACAAUUGUUGAGGUUGUGGAGUAAUAAGGACGUAGAGAAGCGUUGUUUGCGGGCUAAGGAAAUUCGCAUGUCUCAAAAGAAUAUGCACACAGCCGGCCCAAAAAGUUUCGCUAGAGUGCGUGAAGAGAUGAGAAACGAUGACCCAAACAAGGAAUUACCUAGCUUAACCAAAGUGUUUGAACGUACACGGAAAAGGACCGAAGGACGUUCAUAUCUUGAUACAUAUGAUGAUACGGCAAUGAAAAUUGAACAAAUGAAAAAUUACAAACCUCCCGAAGAUAGAAGUGAUUUGGUGGAUCCUUUUACAGUUGUAAUGAACAAGGAGCAUGAUGGCUACCUUCGACUUUAUGGUAGGGGUGUUACUAAAAAAAUGUUGAAAAAAAUGGAUGGUGGUGAAGAACCAUACAUGAUUCCGGGUGGGCUUAUGGAAUCAUUCCAAGCAAGCCUUGAAGUUGAAAAAACCCAAUUAUUUGAAAUGAGAAAAGAAAUUGAAGAUGAUCAUCAAAGGAAAAAAGCUGAGAUAGAAGCUAUGAAGAAAGAUUUUCACAGCCAACAAGGACACUUUGAAUCUAGGAUACAAAGUAUUUUCAAAAAACUACCAAUUGAAGUACUUCAAGACCUUCAAGACGAGUAGAAAGUUUUUGUUGCUUUUUAUUAUUGUAAUCGACAAAUUUGUUUUCAUUACGUUGUUUUU
Molecule: messenger RNA, 3121 nt
Organism: Helianthus annuus (common sunflower)
Lineage: Eukaryota; Viridiplantae; Streptophyta; Magnoliopsida; Asterales; Asteraceae
Exons: 8
Coding region: 1706-3061 (451 amino acids)
Source: RefSeq, a predicted model, not a curated record